Molecule: messenger RNA, 1219 nt
Organism: Cucurbita pepo subsp. pepo (vegetable marrow)
Lineage: Eukaryota; Viridiplantae; Streptophyta; Magnoliopsida; Cucurbitales; Cucurbitaceae
Source: RefSeq, a predicted model, not a curated record
UCUUUAUAUACCAAAUCCCUUUUCCCCCCUUUCUCUUAACACUUCUCGACUUCCUCUCCCUUCUUUGUCUUCCUUCCUUUUCUCUCGCUCUCUAAUGGCUCCCGCCGCUAAGACCGUCUGCGUAAUGGACGCUUCCAGCGGCACAGGCUCGGCGCUGGUGGCUGCGCUGUUGCAGAGAGGCUAUAAUGUUCAUGCCUCUGUUCAGAAUCACGAGGAAUUGCAGUGUGUUAAGGGAAAUACGAACAAAUUGAAGGUUUGCCGUUCGGAUCCGUUGGAUUAUCAUAGCAUUAUGAACGCUCUUAAAGGAUGCUCCGCUUUGUUCUACUCCUUUCAACCUCCUCCUGAUCAUUCCACCUACGAUGAAUUAAUGGUGGAAAUUGAAGUAAGAGCAGCUCAUAAUGUUCUGGAAGCAUGUGCCCAAACGGACACCAUCGAGAAAGUUAUUUUCACCUCUUCCGUUACUGCGGUAAUUUGGCGUGACGGCAUCAAAACGAUGUCGUCCGACGUUGACGAACGCCACUGGAGCGACGUCAAUCUCUGCAAGAAGUUCAAGCUGUGGCACGCUCUAUCGAAAACCCUAGCGGAGAAAACCGCGUGGGCCCUGGCAAUGGAUCGUGGGGUGAAUAUGGUGUCCAUAAAUGGAGGGCUGGUAAUGGGCCACGACUUGACGAUCAAUAAUCCGUAUUUGAAAGGAGCGGCUGAGAUGUACGAAGAUGGGCUGUUGGUGACCGUAGAUCUCAAGUUCAUAGUUGAUGCUCAUAUAUGCGUGCUUGAAGAUGUCUCAUCCUACGGUCGAUAUUUAUGCUUCAAUAAUAUCAUUAAUUCUCAUGAGGAAGCUCUUACACUCGCCCACAUGCUAUUACCGCCCUCUUCUGAAGCUUUCACGCAUUCCAGGUUCCCGCUCUCUCUCCCUUCUCAAUUCUGCGGUUUUAUAUUCAGCCACAUCACCCUUAUUAAAUUACAAGCUUAGUUCAUUAUUUCUGAAUUUAUAUCUAUUUGAUCAACUUUAAAAUUGUGUUCACCAACUUAAUGGGUUUUUUAUUUUGUGUUUGAACAAUUUGAUUAAUUUAUGCCUAAUAAACUAAUUAGUUUAAAAUUUGUAAUGUGACAUAGAAUUUAGUGAAGCAAAUUGAAAAUUCAAAGCCUUUAUUGUAGCUACUAUAAUAAUUGAAGAUAGAUUAUGAAAUUUUGUUCUAGAUAUUUCAGUUUCUUUUGGGAA